Molecule: messenger RNA, 783 nt
Organism: Eurytemora carolleeae
Lineage: Eukaryota; Metazoa; Arthropoda; Copepoda; Calanoida; Temoridae
Exons: 9
Coding region: 1-783 (260 amino acids)
Source: RefSeq, a predicted model, not a curated record
AUGAGCUUGCAUUGUCUUCCAAGGAUAGAACGGGUUGGAUUGACCGCUGCUGGUUUGACCGUCUCUACCUGGAGACAGAUUCCUGGGUUGACCAGCUCUACCUGGAGACAGAUCUCAACUUCUUCCAAUUAUUGGGUUCGGGGCAGAAACUCCUCUUUCAGGUUUCGUCGACGAGGUGGCAGUACAGUUGUACUGCUAGACCAGUUUAUUAAACAAACAAAUGUGGACGGAAGUCUUGUGGCGAAAGCCCCCUUUAGUAUCAGUUGUUCUGCUUCUUAUUUUGACCCUGAUCACAAUGUUGACGAAGUAAAGAAUAAGGAGAUAUCAGAGUCAAGAGAUCAGUUCUUUAAAGAGGAGAGGGAUAGGAGAAGAGAGGAGAGUAGAUACAGAUUAGAGAACAAAUUGCUCAACAGUCCAGGUUCCCAAGCAGAGAGUAGCGAGAGGUUUAAACCUCUCCCAGAUAAUGGGGCUGGACUUUUCCUCCAGACUGAGGAUCUUCCAUCUGGAAGAGAAAUAAACGAGGUUGAACAGAGGAUCCUUGAUCAGCUUACAGGAUCGUCACAAGAUCAUGAUCAUCAGGCAUUGUUAAAAAGGAUUCAGAGCCGAACCCGAACCCCUCUUCAUUUUAAACUAUUUGGGAAAUCUAAUAUCAGAGUGGACAGCUAUUCAAUUAUAAGAGCAAGGGCCCACUCCAGCCAUAUUUACAUAUCUGAUGUGGGAAGUGUGGAGGAAGCUGUUGGGAUGAUGACAGAAAACGGAGAAAACGGUGAAGUACGUUUUUAA